CGGAGCCGGGCUCUCGCAACCCAAGAUGGCGGAUGAGAGUGAGACAGCAGUGAAGCUGCCGGCACCUUCACUGCCGCAGAUGAUGGAAGGGAACGGAAACGGCCAUGAGCACUGCAGCGAUUGCGAGAACGAGGAGGACAACAGCUACAACCGGGGUGGCUUGAGUCCAGCCAAUGACACUGGAGCCAAAAAGAAGAAGAAGAAACAGAAGAAGAAGAAAGAGAAAGGCAAUGACACAGAUUCGGCCCAGGAUCAGCCUGUGAAGAUGAACUCUUUGCCAGCAGAGAGAAUCCAGGAAAUACAAAAGGCCAUUGAGCUGUUCUCAGUGGGUCAGGGACCUGCCAAAACCAUGGAGGAGGCCAGCAAACGAAGCUACCAGUUCUGGGACACACAGCCAGUCCCCAAAUUGGGUGAAGUGGUAAAUACCUAUGGGCCAGUGGAACCUGACAAGGACAACAUUCGCCAAGAGCCCUACACUCUACCCCAGGGCUUCACCUGGGAUGCCUUGGACCUGGGAGACCGUGGUGUGCUGAAAGAACUCUACACCCUCCUGAAUGAGAACUAUGUGGAAGAUGACGAUAACAUGUUCCGAUUCGAUUACUCCCCAGAGUUUCUCCUGUGGGCCCUCCGGCCACCUGGCUGGCUCCCACAGUGGCACUGCGGGGUUCGAGUAGUCUCAAGUCGGAAACUGGUUGGAUUCAUUAGUGCCAUCCCAGCAAACAUCCACAUCUACGACACAGAGAAGAAGAUGGUGGAAAUUAACUUCCUGUGCGUCCACAAGAAGCUGCGCUCCAAGAGGGUCGCUCCAGUCUUGAUCCGCGAGAUAACCCGGCGGGUCCACCUGGAGGGCAUUUUCCAAGCUGUUUAUACCGCGGGAGUGGUAUUGCCAAAGCCUGUUGGCACCUGCAGGUACUGGCAUCGGUCCCUAAACCCUCGGAAACUGAUUGAAGUGAAGUUCUCCCACCUGAGCAGAAACAUGACCAUGCAGCGCACAAUGAAGCUGUACCGACUGCCGGAGACCCCUAAGACAGCUGGGCUACGACCAAUGGAGAAGAAGGACAUUCCAGUGGUGCAUCAGCUGCUCACCAGGUACUUGAAGCAGUUCCACCUCACGCCGGUCAUGAGCCAGGAGGAGGUGGAGCACUGGUUCUACCCCCAAGAGAACAUCAUUGACACUUUUGUGGUAGAGAACGCGAAUGGUGAGGUGACUGAUUUCCUGAGCUUUUAUACGCUUCCCUCCACCAUCAUGAACCAUCCAACCCACAAGAGUCUAAAAGCUGCUUAUUCCUUCUACAACGUCCACACCCAGACCCCUCUUCUAGACCUUAUGAGCGAUGCCCUUGUUCUAGCCAAAAUGAAAGGGUUUGACGUGUUCAAUGCACUGGAUCUCAUGGAGAACAAAACAUUCCUGGAGAAGCUUAAGUUUGGCAUAGGGGACGGCAACCUGCAGUAUUAUCUGUACAAUUGGAAGUGCCCUAGCAUGGGGGCUGAGAAGGUUGGGUUGGUGUUACAGUAACCAGUUGCCAGUGCAGAGAAUUCAGACCAGGAAGCGGAACCCCACCACUUGUCGGUCCAGCUUUCACAAAUGUGAGAUUUCUGGCAAACAGAACAGAACUGAACCGGCUUUAUCAAACCGCCAGCGAACUUGACAAUUAUAUUGCAAUGGCGUAGGCUGCGUGAUGUCACCUUUGGCCAUGUUUCUGGUCUCCCUGUUUUCAGUGAAUAGCAUCCUCGUGCAGCCGUGAUCAAGGGAAUGUAACUGCUGAACCUAGCUCGUGAUUGGCAUAUUAUGGAGUUAACGGGUGAAUAAUAAAAGUAUAUAUAUUAUAUAUAUAUAUAAAUAUUUUAAAUAUCUUUCAUGUUCCAUGUACAAGGAUGUUGGUCUCUAAUGAAAAAAGAAGCUGAAUCCAGUCAUUCUAUAAAAUUCGAGCCCAAGGACAGUGGCAGACAGACAUGUAUGGCACAGUUACUGUUUCUUCAGAAGCAGGUGGCUGUUCUUGGGGAGCAGGAGAAAGGAGAUCUAGGGAGCCUCACCCAGUCCCCCUUUGGAAUUGGCUGCCUGGCUGGCUUUGAACAAGAAGGGAAGGUGGAGGGGCUGCUAGCUCAGGAGAGGGCUUGUGUCUCCAGGAUGGUAGGACAAGCUCCUGGGGUGGGCUGCCCUGGGAAGAGGCCAGACUACUGCAUUCUGAGACUAGGAAGUGGUGACAAUCAUGGAAACAGAUUUCCUUAAUCGAGUCCCUCUUCCACCUCCUGGACCGUCUCCAGUAGGAGAUGAUCCGACCAAGUGAUUUUAAAGGCUUUUGAGCCGGCUGGUGCCAACUUUCCUGGCACGCGUUCCUUGUGAGACUUGGCCUUCACCACCUAGGAUGGUCGGCUAUUUCAAAGGGGCCUUGGACCUCUUUAUAGUAUCUGGAUCUUGUAGAGACCGUGUCAGUGCAAGCUGUCAUCUUGGUGCAAAGAGAGAGUAUGCCAGGGAGGCUGAGCAGGGGUAGUGUGGUGAUGCCCAGGCCCUCCAGCCCCUGCCUGUGCCUUCGCACCCAUUCGCUGUCUCCUUUCCAGGAUGUACAGCCCACGGUGGCUGCAAGAAACAGUCACUAGAGACGAUCUAGACUUGGCACAUCACCACUUUCUGAUUACCACCAGUGCUGUUGUGUGCAUUUUUGUGGUGGCAGUGAUGGUUAUUGAUGCUGUCAGCUCCUCCAGAGUGAUCAAGCCCCUGAGCACAUGGCUGCCCAUGUGGGCAUUCUACAGUGGGGUUCAGCCAGGUGGCCUAGGAGGACUGGGCUGUACUGUCAGCAAGCCACAUCCAGCUCCUUGUAACCUGUGCUCUAGGAGAAAGCCCCAAAUGAUAUGUAGUGGGGGUUUCCUUACUCUUUCACCUCUUAGCAUCUUGGGGGCGGGUGUGGGGGGAUCUUGUAGGGGAAAGAAGCCUUAGCCACGAGCCAGGUUCAGCCUUGUCCCCUGAACUGAAACUGUUCUGCGGGCGAGCAGGGGUUUUGCGUCAGGCUGCGACUUCUACAGAAGCUACCGCUGCAUCUCCUUAGCUGAAGGGAAUGUGUGCUUGGGAUGCUGCCUGCUUCGUAGACUGCUGCUGUGGGCAGAAGCUCUGCUGUGGGGUCCUCAGAGGGCUCUAGGACCCUUCUUCCUGUCGCUGUCCUGUGCUGCGAACUGCAAGUGCCAGCGAAGGGGGCUGACUUGUGACGCCAAGGUACUCAGACCAAAGAAGCCGCUGCUCUUGGCAAAAUGUGCACUGAGUUCUACAGAUGGGAGGAGUCAGAGAGGCAGGGGCUCCCUCAGCCUCAUAGUCAUCAGAUGCGGUGUUCUAAGUGCCCGUACUCCUAAGGAACAAAGCACUCCAGUCUUUCCUACUUGGGCGGGCCUGGAAUGUGGAAAGGCCUCCUCUCUUCAUCUUCAUCAGUUGGGAACCAGCUCUCAGCUCAAAUUGCCUCUGAGAUUUGGGGUAUACAAAUCUGGAGUGAGCUUUGGUUUCAUUGACCCCGUCAUGGAACAAAACAGUGAGUCCCAGGGGCUGCCCUGGAAGAAACCGAUCCGCCAGCAACAACUCUGUCCCCAGAACCAGGUGACUUGCUCUGCUUCUGCUGCUGCCUCAUGAUGGGCGCCCUGCCCGGGUCUGCGGGAGUUGGCUCAGGGUUGUUUUUAAGUCUUGUUUUUAUCCAAACUGUCCUGGUGUCUUCACUCAACCCUCAUGGGAGCAGGGGCUAAAGAGCACCGUCAUGGGGGUCAAAGCUGCUCCACAGUCUUAGAAGAAUGGCAGCCCUAUGACUGGCUUGAACCAAACAAGAAGGGCCCUGGGGCCACCAAGCUGACCUGUCUCAGUCAGCCACUAUUAGAAGGCCUCUGUGGGCCUGGUCCCAGCCCUCCAUCAUGUCUGAAGACCUUCCCUCCCUGCCUUUGGAUUGGCUCUACCAUGAAUUCCAGUCUGUAGGAAGUGAGCUGGGUAGAAAAGCCUUAACCCUGGUCUGAGGCCUCCAUGGGGCUCACUCCCCAUCGUGCCUGUGUCUGGAGCUGUUGGCGUCUGAAGGUUGACUCACACCGAGCUCUAACACUUUUUUUUAAUGGAAAAUUUCAGGCCUUGCCCUUCUUUUUGCCAUUUGUCCUCCUUACAUGCUGGCAUUCUGAAGCAGGUGUCUUUGUGGUGUUGAAUUCUGUCUCCAAAGAUGACCAGCAUUAAACCAACCUGGGGGCCUAAAGGCCCUGGACAGUUUUCAUUGGCCUGUCUACAGCCUAAGAGAGAGAGACUCUCAGGUCAGGAAAGGGAAUUAGAGUGUCUCUUGUGGCAUGGUCGGCCUGCCCUGGAACCAGAGGAGACCUGUCCUGUCCUGCUGCAAAACGCAAGCCGGUCUCCAGACACUCACCUAAGGAGAUUUAGGACAGUCUCAUUGACUUAGACUGACUGAGUGGCAAGCAGGUGCUGCAUCUGGGGCCAGAGAGAGGGCUUCACUUUUGUUUUGGCUUUUCUUUGGGCUGUACUGGGGGCGUUCAU
Molecule: messenger RNA, 4504 nt
Organism: Chionomys nivalis (European snow vole)
Lineage: Eukaryota; Metazoa; Chordata; Mammalia; Rodentia; Cricetidae
Gene: Nmt1
Product: N-myristoyltransferase 1
Exons: 12
Coding region: 26-1516 (496 amino acids)
Biological process (GO): N-terminal peptidyl-glycine N-myristoylation
Cellular component (GO): cytoplasm
Molecular function (GO): glycylpeptide N-tetradecanoyltransferase activity
Source: RefSeq, a predicted model, not a curated record